GAAGAAACCCAAGCAAAAAUUUUAAAAAAAAAAAAAAAAGAAAAGAAAAGAAUUUAAAACAAAGAAAAAUGAACGCGUUCACCAUUGAAAAGAACACGAGUCGCACCGGAUAAUUUCCCCAUUUACACAGAUGUUCGGGUAAAAAACUAAAACUGACAAGGACACCGGCGUUAACCUGCCCCGCCACCGUAUUCAGCCGCCACUUCAUUGAACAUAACGUCAUUGUAGUCUCCGGCAACUUACAAGGUACAUAUUUUGUUGUACUCCUCGAUUCUGAUCUCCACUUCUCCCCCUCUCCGCUCGCUCUCCUCCUCAAAUCUCGUUUAGCUACUUCCUGCGAUCCCGCUCCGUCUGGUUAAUUUCGGUUGGGAGAAAUUGACCUUUGCUUAAUCUUCCAUUGUAGGGUGUAGCGACACCAUUUCUUCAACAAAUACUUGAAGAGGUUUGUUUCAGAUGAAAGAGAGCAAGGAUAGUACAAAGACCGCCAAAACAGGAAAAUCUUCCUCUGACGAUUCUUACCCACUUGUUCUAAACAUAGAUGACUUUAAGGGGAACUUUUCGUUUGAUGCCUUGUUUGGCAACUUAGUUAAUGAGUUGUUGCCUUCGUAUCAAGAGGACGAGACAGAAUCAGCAGAAGGCCAUGGUACAGCAUCUGAUUUGUCAAAUGGAAACUUGCGAUUUGCAUCAGAUCCAAGCAAAUCAACUCCGAUGUUCCCGGAGGUUGAUGCUCUACUGUCUUUGUUCAAGAAUUCCUGCUCGGAGUUGAUUGACCUUAGAAAGCAGAUCGAUGGAAAACUCUACAAUCUCCAGAAAGAAGUAACUAUUCAAGACUCUAAACACCGCAAGACCCUCGGUGAGCUUGAGAAAGGUGUGGAUGGCUUGUUUGAUAGUUUUGCGCGGCUAGAUUCGCGUAUAUCAAGUGUUGGGCAAACCGCAGCCAAGAUAGGAGAUCAUCUACAGAGUGCAGAUGCUCAGCGUGAAACCGCCAGUCAAACAAUAGAGCUAAUUAAGUAUCUUAUGGAGUUCAAUAGUAGCCCGGGUGAUCUAAUGGAGCUUUCACCUCUUUUCUCUGAUGACAAUCGUGUUGCAGAGGCUGCUUCCAUUGCACAGAAAUUACGAUCAUUUGCUGAGGAAGAUUUGGGAAGACAAGCAGUGACUGUGGCUUCAGUUGGAAAUGCAACAGCAAGCAGGGGACUGGAAGUUGCAGUUAACAAUCUUCAAGAAUAUUGCAAUGAGCUGGAGAACCGAUUAUUGAACAGGUUUGAUGUAGCAUCACAGAGAAGGGAAUUGUCUACCAUGGCUGAAUGUGCUAAAAUUUUGUCGCAGUUUAACAGAGGAACUAGUGCUAUGCAGCACUAUGUGGGACUUCGCCCAAUGUUUGACGUGGAGGUUAUGAAUGAAGAUGCUAAGAUAGUUAUAGGUGACCAGGGUUCUCUGCCUAGUCCUAGUAAUGUUGCACGUGGUCUAUCUUCGCUGUACAAAGAUAUCACUGAUACGGUACGCAAAGAAGCUGCUACAAUUACAGCAGUUUUCCCUUCUCCAAACGAUGUCAUGUCAAUAUUGGUCCAGCGUGUAUUGGAGGACAGAGUGCCAAAACUUCUUGAAAAGCUUUUGAUCAAACCAUCUCUUGUUAAUCCGCCUGCAAUGGAAGAAGGAGGACUUAUAUUAUAUCUGAGAAUGCUUGCUGUGGCAUAUGAGAAAACACGAGAGCUAUCAAAGGACUUGCGUGCAGUGGGAUGUGGUGACUUGGAUGUUGAAGGUCUCACAGAGUCUCUGUUUCUUCCCCACAAAGAUAUCUACAUUGAGUGUGAACAAGCAUCUCUGAGACAACUUUAUAAGAAUAAGUUGGAAGAACUUCGUGCUGAAAACCAACAAUCAUCUGAAUCUAGUGGGACAAUUGGUCGCUCAAGAGGAGCUUCAAUUACCUCCUCUCACCAACAAAUAUCUGUUACUGUGGUGACGGAGUUUGUGCGGUGGAAUGAGGAAGCCAUUUCCCGAUGUACAUUAUUUACACCACAGCCUGCAGCACUUGCAGCCAAUGUCAAAGCCGUUUUCACGUGCCUUCUUGACCAAGUAAGUCAAUAUAUCACUGAAGGACUUGAAAGAGCCAGAGAUAGUCUUACUGAAGCCGCUGCUUUAAGGGAAAGGUUUGUACUUGGAACCAGCGUCAGUCGACGGGUUGCUGCAGCUGCUGCUUCUGCUGCUGAAGCUGCUGCUGCUGCUGGUGAAAGUAGUUUCAGAUCUUUCAUGGUGGCUGUGCAACGUUGUGGAAGCAGUGUGGCCAUCGUACAGCAGUACUUUGCCAACUCUAUUUCCCGACUUUUACUACCGGUGGAUGGUGCUCAUGCGGCUUCAUGUGAAGAAAUGGCAACAGCUAUGUCAAGUGCUGAGGGUGCCGCUUAUAAGGGUCUUCAACAGUGUAUUGAAACUGUCAUGGCCGAGGUGGAGCGGUUGCUAUCAGCUGAGCAGAAAGCUACUGACUAUCGGUCCCCCGAUGAUGGAAUUGCUCCUGAUCAUCGGCCCACAAAUGCCUGCACAAGGGUGGUAGCUUACCUUUCACGUGUGCUUGAAGCUGCAUUUACAGCCUUGGAAGGUCUCAACAAGCAAGCUUUCCUGACGGAGCUGGGGAACCGCUUGCACAAGGUUCUUCUUAAUCAUUGGCAGAAGUUUACUUUCAACCCUAGUGGUGGUCUUCGUCUGAAGCGUGAUAUAACUGAGUAUGGAGAGUUCGUUCGCAGUUUUAAUGCUCCUUCAGUUGAUGAGAAAUUUGAGUUGUUGGGCAUAAUGGCAAAUGUUUUUAUUGUUGCCCCUGAAAGCCUGUCGAGUCUAUUUGAAGGAACCCCAAGUAUUAAAAAGGACGCACAGAGGUUUAUUCAACUUAGAGAUGACUAUAAGAGUGCCAAACUUGCUUCUCGGCUCAGCUCCUUGUGGCCUAGCACUUGAGAGCCAAAAGGGCGUGGUGAAUCUUGUGGACUCAGAAUUGGUGGUACACAUGCAGCUCUUUCAGACCACAUCUGGAUGAAUCGGUCGAGUAUAUUUUUCGGUUCCAUGAGGAAAAUCUUAGACAGUUCAAUUGACUUCUGUAAAGCUUCGAAUGCUCUAUUCCUUGUUGGCUGACCUUUUCGGGAAUCUCUUCUCUCGUUGUAUGUAUAUUUUUCUGGAACUGGCUAAUUUUUUGCUGAUUGUUUGGUGUGGGAAGAAGGGGGUGGGAGUGCGGCAUUGUAUAGCUGGUAUAAUUUCCACAUUUUACUAGGGGUAGUAUAACUCUAUGGCAACUUGCAAGUAUUGUUUGUAGUUUAGGGAGUGGUUAACCCAUAUUUAUUAUGGUUACAUUUGUAGUUCUCAGCAGUAGUACCGUUCUUUGUAUUAUUUUUUCUACAGAUUUUGGUAGUUUUUGAACCAUUAAUGUCAAUCAGGUUUGUGCUAUUUAAAAUAUGUAGGUGAAGAAUCCUUUACUUUAAUCAGUCGAUGGUUAAAAUUGUUGUGGAUUUGGGACUGACAAAUGUCUUUUGCUCUUCAGAAGGCUUAUACCAUAAUUCUUUAAAGAAAAAAAUAAUUCUAGAAUUUCA
Molecule: messenger RNA, 3569 nt
Organism: Oldenlandia corymbosa var. corymbosa
Lineage: Eukaryota; Viridiplantae; Streptophyta; Magnoliopsida; Gentianales; Rubiaceae
Source: the annotation of a GenBank genome assembly